AUGGAGUAUAUCCGUGGACUGCAUAAUUUUGUACCUUGCACCACCUACAGCAAGGAAAAUGAAAAGGACGCUACUUCUGCUAGCCAAGCCUUGAACGCAGCUUGGUCAGUUUUGCGGGAUGCACAAAGCCGUGCCAACUACAAUCGCGGGAUCAUCGACAAAGCCAUAGCGGAGGAAGCCGAGGAGAAGAGGGCUAACGCUCACUCACGACAUGCUGCAGCACAGAAACGUAGGGUGGAGGAAGUUGCGACUGCUUGCGCUGCAAAGAGGGCAAAAACGUGCCAGCAUCAGAAGGGCGCAUCGGGGAAAACCUCUACCUCCUCUACAAGUGUGCCUGCCACAUCCAAGCCUGGUUCAUCAAGUUCUGCGCCUGCUUCAGCUUCUACUCAGCACUUUGAGUUUUGCAAGCUACUCGAACACAAGGGGUUUGCCACGUGCAAGUCCACCAUGCAGAAACAGCUGCAACGCAAGUUCGAGCACAAGGGCUACGCAGGAGCUGCUCAUGCCCUGGCGGUGGCCAAAGAGUUCCAGAUAGCAACUGAGAAAUUGGUUACAGAAACCUUGGGGCAAACGAAACUCGAGGGGCUGAAGAAGUUCUGCAGUGACAAUGAGAUUGAGAUCCCUGCUGUGACGCGUUUGACAAAAGCUUUCUUGUAUGAGUUCAUUGAGGAGGCCUUCUACACGCGCAAGAGCGGCAAGCUUGAGGCGAGACUGAGGGAGGCUUACCGAAAGAGCACAGGAGUCAAUUCUACCCCAGCUGGACAAGCAUCUGUCAAGCAUGGUGUGGUUGUGGACAAAAUGACAGGCAAGUUCAUGGCAACUUACGAUCUUGGAAAAGCUCACGGGUCCAUUUGCAAGAUUUUCCUGUGCAAGGAGGAUGCCGACUUUUGGUUCGAUACCAUGCACAGUCUCAUGCUAAAAGGCAGGUUGGCUGGGAAUUUGGCAACUCUACGAAAAGCUGAAGCAACCAGGAAAGCAACGGCAGCAGCAGUUGAGAAGAUCCUCAAGGAAAACAUCAGCAUGGAAGGUGAGACCAGCAAGAAGUUUGCCCGAAAGGAAACAGAGGGGAAAGACUUUUUCGAUCAAAUUUUCACCAAGAAGAAUGAAGCUCUACCACCUUCAAGAAUCCGGGUGUACAAGCAAUCGCUGGAUCAGAUUUUGCUCAUUGCCGCGGAGCAUGCUGUUGAGGGUUACGUCCUUGCUAUGUGGCAUUCAACUCUUGGAUGGCGAGCUCUGACAUGCAUCUUGACGGGAGACAAGUGCACCGAAAAGCAAGUGGACGAGUUCAUGAAGGAAUCUAGUUUGGUGAAGGUUGGGGUGAUUUCAUCAAGUACUAGCGCCACACCACCUGAUGAUGCUGUGCAGAAAUUUCACAAGUUAGCCAAGUCAGAGAAGGAUGCGCUCCUACUCCACGUAGUGAAAGACAAGCACAAGGUUUACUACAAGACUUUUCAACUUGACACCAAGACGAACAAGUUUGAAGAAAGUGACAUGGAAUGCCAGGUUCGACGCGCUGUCGGAGAGAUUUACCAGGUUCUUGGUACUGGAUGUCAAGCUUCAACGGAGACAAUGGCUGCAAGAGCAAAAGAAGCAGUGAGGGCGGCUGUCGCGCAAAAGCUCUACAAGAAGAGUGAGACACCUACGCUGGUCAAAAAGCAGAUCUGCUCCAUCCCACCAGAUGGACGUUGCUUUUGGUAUGCAUGGAUCGCGUGUUCUACUCCGGACAAAUGGUGGACCAUAGAUCGAUCAGAGGCUGGGUACGCAAAGUCCAAAGAUCGCUUGAAAACAGAGGAGGACAUGGGGGAACGCUUGCUUCAGGAAGUUACAGACAAGCUGAUUUCGAUCUCAACUUCAGAAGAGAUGACCAAGUUUUGCAAAGAGGUUAAGGAUUUCAAACAAGUGCCUUUAGAGAUGGCGCACCUGAUCGGAGUCUUCUUUGGGUGCUGUUUUCGCAUCACACUGGACGAGAAGGUUACCGAGCACUACCAGGGACCUAGCGAUGCACUCUAUGGGCAAGAAGGUUCUCCGCUUUGUGGUCACUUUCACUUCAAGUACCUGACCAAAGACUGUGGGCACUACGAUGUGUUGAUUGAAGACACCCAGGGCCAUCCAGGAAGCCUUGCCUUUCCUGAUGGUGGAUUUCUACCACAUUGCACAGAAGAGAAGCACUUUGCUACCAGGGUUCAGAAGUUGAUGGGUCAAAAUGGCAAUGAUUCUGGCACCGCACCCUUCAAGUAUGCUGACAUCCAGGCCUUUGCAUACAAGCCUACUGAACCAGAGACCAAACCUCCUACCCUGAAACCAGCACAAGGAGAGGUGCCCGAAGAUCUUCGCAGAUGGGCUUUUGAUACGACGCCACUGGAACACAUCAUGGUAGAGAAGGGAGUGAUGAUCCCAAAGCGCGUGAACCUGCAGAACAAAAGCAUGAACCUGCAGAACCUGCAGAACCUGCUGAACCUGCAGAUUGCAAUCCCACCAGCCAUACCACAGGAGAACAUGAAGUUUGAACUGCCCUACCUUCAGAAAGACCUCUACGCAUGGGUUCUUGACAACGCGGUCUGUUUUGAGCGUCCAAUACCAUUCAAGCCAGCCAGUGGUCCUCAAACUUUCAUGACUGUCAACCAAGACUUUUGGCAAAAUUUCAAUCUAGGCAACCUAGAUGGAAAAAAACAAGCUGAGAAGUUAUUCCUGAUUACCCUCGGCAUCGAUGAGACUCAAUCCAUCUUAGUUGGGGAUCAGCGCUUCUUACUACGCUCACAGCGGGUGGGCCAGACUGGACGGGUGCAUCUUGCCGUCAAGGCAUUGGAUUUUGCGAUUCUUGGGAGCGUGGAAUUUGGGGCGCAAAUGGAGUUCAAGAGCUACACCACAUUCCGUCGUUGGAAUGGCUACAAGGAUUGCAAUACCAGUGAAAUCGAACGCAAUGUGAUCACAAACCGUUUGAAAGCUGGCAAAUCUGUGUAUGCAAUAGAACUCCGUAACCCUCAGCAAGCCACCGAAAGUUUGCGCUGGAUCUCAUGUGACAGGAACCUGACCCCCAAAGUGCGAUGUGUGGAUUUUGCGGAUGUGCAGCCGGUUGCACAGAUUCCGAAGGACCUCCAGAAGUUGAAGGGGGAGAAGCCGAGUUUUAGCCUCAAAGCCACAGCCCACUAUUUCGUGGAUAUGCUUUCACAAGCAGAAUACAAUAUCCUCAAAGAAAUUUGUGGUGCCUUGAGCAGAGCCGGGAGGGAGGUCCUCAUUGGAACUACUUGCAGCGGGCUAGAAACGGGCGGGAUGGUGGUUGAGAAAACCUUUGCUGCACUCAAUGAAAGAUUCAAUACCAAUGUCAAAGUGAGAUCCGUGUUUGCUGCCGAAUUGAUUCAGGAGAAGCGCGCAUUUAUCCAGCGUGCCCACUUUGGCAAGUUGGAUCACAUCUUUGGUGAUGUUUCAGAGUUGGUCAAAGGAGUGACUUACCAGGCAGGCUACAGAGAUAUGAUCGAAACAACAGAGGCAAAGCUGAGUUUUUAUGAGAAUGUCAUCAAAGGUGGCAGGGAAAAGCCUGGAGCGUAG
Molecule: messenger RNA, 3546 nt
Organism: Cladocopium goreaui
Lineage: Eukaryota; Dinophyceae; Suessiales; Symbiodiniaceae
Source: the annotation of a GenBank genome assembly